Leguminivora glycinivorella is the source of this 1222-nucleotide messenger RNA. RefSeq names its product juvenile hormone acid O-methyltransferase-like. NCBI's taxonomy places the organism in Eukaryota, Metazoa, Arthropoda, Insecta, Lepidoptera, Tortricidae. The record is from RefSeq and is a predicted model, not a curated record. Bases 86 to 859 code for a protein of 257 amino acids. The transcript is spliced from 4 exons. Gene Ontology annotation, molecular function: S-adenosylmethionine-dependent methyltransferase activity.
UGGUCAAGCAAGUUUGCUGUGUGGUCCCUGGUGUUUUUAAAUAUUUAUAUUUAAAAAAAACAGUAACAUCUUUUUUACUCAAACUAUGCGUGACUUAAAUGUUUAUCAAAAACUCCACCAAAUGCCAGUCAGAGAUGUUAAGUUCGCGCUACAAGAAAUUCCAUUUAAAUGGAAAGAAAACGCACGAAUCAUGGACAUAGGAUGUGGGGAUGGAAGUGUCACUAUGAAGGUUUGGAGAAAUUAUAUUCCGAAAAAUUUCAUGAAAAUACUUGGAAGCGACAAAAGUCAGUAUUGUGUGGAUUUUUCAACGGAGCAUUUUGCCAGUAAACGUAUGCAGUUCAUUAAACUUGAUAUCGAGGAAAAGAUACCGGAAGAACUGGUUGAAGGUUUUGACCACGUGAUCUCGUCUUACGUGUUUCAUUGGGUAAAUAAGCAAGAGACCGCAUUUACAAAUGUGUACAACCUGUUGGCGGUAGGCGGCAGCUGUCUGUUAAUUUUCCUCGGAUAUUUUAAACCGUAUGAAAACUACCGCAAACUGUCCCGCACACCAAAAUGGAGCGCAGACCUUGAAAACGUUCAUACUAAAUUCAUGUCGCCGUACCAUGACUCUCAGGAGCCAGAAAACGAAAUAUUCAGAAUGAUGCAACGUAUUGGUUUCAAAGACAUUGAUGUAACAUCGCAUCACAAAACUUUUAAUUAUGUUCAUGGUGUGGAUGACUUUAAACUGCUGAUGAAAUGCCUGAACCCCUUCGAUAGCUUGAAGGACAAAUGGGAAGAUUUCAUGGACGACUACGUGAAGUUGGACCCCGAGGCUGGAACAAGCGUCUAUCAGUUAUUGGUUGUUUAUGGUGCUAAGUAAUCAUUAAAGCAAAUAAGGAUGGCUACUAGUGCGGUAGCGUGGGUAGUUCAGAGCCUGUAACCAUGAACCUUACGCCGUGUCUUGCGUGGGCGACGGUCGCGCGACCGUCGCCGUCGCGUCUCAUCGCAUCGUCUACUUCCAUAUCGAUAAGGUUUGAUUUCGUAUGCGUCGCAUCGCCGUCGCGCGACCAUCGCGCGACCGUCGCCCACGCAAGCCACGGCUUUAACGGAUUGGGUACGUUGAUCAAAAUGUCUGUCCCACAUGAGAUAGUAAGUUUGGGCUUUACCUUAAUAAAAUCUCUGUGUUUAGAUUUAGGAGAUAACUUUGUUAAAGAAACAUUGAAAUAAAUAAUAUUACUUGUUA